UAUGGGUGUUCAUGGUUUAACUGGCAUUUUAUCGCGAUAUGCACCUAAUGCUGUUCGUUCUAUAAGCUGUAAUGUAUUAGCAACACAAACGAUUGCUAUUGAUGCUAGUUGUCAUUUAAAUAAGUUUGUCUAUGGUGACGAAACACAUCCACAUCGGCAUAUCUAUGGAUUUUAUCAACUUGCACGCUUCUGUGAUUUAAACAAAAUCAAGCCCAUCUUUGUAUUUGAUGGGCCUCGACGAUUAGAAGCCAAAGACUUUGAAAAUGCAAAGCGUGAACGUACUCGACAUAAGGUCAAGCAUUCACUCUUGUUUGAAAAAGAACAGUCGAUACGUCUGGGCAAUUGGAUGGAAGUUUCGGAUGCUUAUCAUCAAACAGACUUGUCUAGGCAGAGUACCAUGUCUAUCUUGAGUGAAUUGGGCGAGGCAUUAGAAGAUAUAGACGAAUAUCCUAUGUCGCAUAUUUCAGAUCAGAAACAGCAUGAAAUUGAGGCCAAAUUAGCUCAAAUUGCUCAAGAAUUAAAAGUGGCUAUCAUUAUUGCUGAAAAUACAGACAAAUACACAAAAACAGUAAGAGAUCUAGCCAACAGGGAAAGAGAUGUCAUGGCAGACAUGGUUAUCCAUCGUUUUAAGGGAAUCAAACCGGCAUUACAACAAUUGAAAAAGGACAACCAAGCCAUGCUUCAUUCUUUAGAGAAAAGGUCUUACCGCAUCACACAACUGACAAGAGACGAAUGUCAAGCAUUUCUUAAGACAAUGGGCUAUGUUUGCCUUACGUGUGAUAGUCACGAAGCAGAAGCCAUGUGUGCUCAUUUAUCAAAAUCAAAAAGAACUACUGCCACUGUAUCAGAAGAUUUGGAUACACUUGUGUUUGGAGAUGCACCUAUUUUACGCUAUUUUUUCUCUAGAGCAAGACCUAUUCUUUCCAUUGAUCCUAUCUUGGCAAGAAAAGAACUCGGAUUGACUCGAGAAUCCUUUGUUGAUUUCUGCAUUUUGUGUGGUACUGAUUUUUCAGGUACUAUACGAGGUAUUGGCCCCAUACGUGCAUUAAAAGCAAUACAAGACCAUGGUAACAUAGAAACCUUAUUGGCUCAUUUGGACUCAAAAUAUAAGCCUCAAGAGACAUUCAACUAUAAACUGGCUAGACAAGUAAGUCAAUUGUACGAAUGAUAGCUAAUGGUCGUAUAUAGGUAUUUAACCAUUUACCCCCUAUACCCACAUACGAUGAGGCCUAUGAGUCACCCAAAACAAGCGAAUUAGAGAAAAGAGACAUAUUGAGUUAUUAUCAGAUUGACCCAGCAGAAGCAGACCAGAAGCUUCAGUCUACUAUGUUAUUACAAAAUAUCCAGUGGGGCAAGGAUCCUUUUAUGCCUCAUGAAUUAAGCUAUUUGAAUUUUGAUUAAAAACGAUUGGCCUAUGAACGGAAGGACGCGUCAUGGAAUCGCUCUUUAUUUAUCUAAAGGCAGGCAAAGAAAACCCCGCCUGAUAUAAAAUAGCCUCUUUUUCUUU
Gilbertella persicaria is the source of this 1507-nucleotide messenger RNA. RefSeq names its product PIN domain-like protein. The annotation marks the transcript as partial. The record is from RefSeq and is a predicted model, not a curated record. Lineage: Eukaryota; Fungi; Mucoromycota; Mucoromycetes; Mucorales; Choanephoraceae. Gene Ontology annotation, molecular function: 5'-3' exonuclease activity; DNA binding; 5'-flap endonuclease activity. The transcript is spliced from 3 exons.